GUUUUGAACUAGCACGUUUCUUGUGAAGAGAAGUGCCCCGUUUCGACACAUAAUCUAAACUAUUCAUUCCUACAGUUGGCUAGAUGGUACUAGACACAGCGCGGGCUGAGUCCGAGUUCUAUUUAUUUACGUUUUCUAUCUAUUAACCUCUUUGGCUCUUAGUGACUUUAUUAAAAGACAAACAAAUAAUAUUUAAUCAAUGAAUGGAUUCAUUAUCAGUGAUGGAACGUACUCAGUGCCCGCCUUUACCCCAACUCAAGAUCUUAAGCUGGAAUAUAAAUGGCAUUAGGACUGUGAAAAAUUUGAAAGGGAUGCUUGAUGAUCUAGAUGCUGACAUUAUUUGCUUGCAAGAGACUAAAGUAACUCGUGACAUGAUUGAUGAGCCAACUGCCUUAGUCGAGGGUUACAAUGCUUAUUUCUCAUUUUCUCGAGGGCGAAGUGGAUAUUCAGGUGUUGCUACCUAUUGUCGAGAAAGAGCUACACCAACUCUUGCUGAGGAAGGUCUGAGUGGUACUUCCUUAAUUUCUAAGAAUCAAUCAGAUAAUGUAGGCUGUUUAGGUGACGUAGAAAUACAAUUUUCUCCUCAAGAACUAAAGAGAUUAGAUAGCGAAGGACGAACAGUUAUAACCCAACACAAAUUUAAAAGGAAUGAUGGAUCUGAUGGCUUGUUAACAAUCUUCAAUGUUUACUGCCCUCGAGCUGACCCUGAGAGACCUGAUAGGCUGGAUUUUAAGUUACAUUUUAACAAACUCUUGGAAACUCGUGUAGCUGCAGUGAAGCAAAGUGGGUCUCUUGUUAUGGUUGUUGGAGAUAUCAACAUAAGUCAUAGACAGAUUGAUAGAUGCGAAAAUGUUGAUGAGGUUGAGUUUGAGGAAAACCCUUCAAGGCAAUGGCUAAAUUCAUUCCUUAUUGACAGCUUACAAGGUGAAACAUCCAAGACGUUCAAAGGAGAAGAUGCGACUGAGUCCAAGUUAAUUGACUCUUUUCGAUACUUUUACCCUCAUAGGGAAAAUUCCUUCACAUGCUGGAAUACAAAAAUAAAUGCAAGAGCUACCAACUAUGGUUCACGCAUUGACUACAUUUUUGUGGAUAAAAUUCUUGUUCAAAAUAUGGUAGACUCUCUAGUUCUGAGUGAAGUUGAGGGAAGUGAUCAUUGUCCAGUAAUGGGAAUUUUUAACUUAGAGCCUGUCAAGUCUAUGAAGUGCCCAUCAGCCUGUACCAAAAAUUUUCCUGAAUUUACCGGGAUUCAACAAAAACUAUCUUCGUUUUUUACCAAAAAAUCAGAGUGCCAGCCUGACUUAGAACUUAAUCAUGAACAAAAGAAAAGAAAGAAUGUGGAUUGUGACAGUAAUACUUCUGACCUUAAAUUAGGAUGCAUUUCUAAAAAACUUAAAACUCAAAGCAGUGUCACCCAAAAGCAGAUAUCAAGUUUUUUUCAAAAAGCCUCCAUAUCGGAGACUGAAAAGAAUGAUGGUGAUACAGAAACUUCUGGAUGUCAGUCAAUGUCCUCAGUAAAAUUUACCUCUGAAAAGGAAGAAGACAUUCACAUUGAAAAUAUUGCUGAGAAAGUAGAAAAGAGUUCAUUAGCCGCUUCAGCAUGGCGAAAUAUGCUAACUGGACCUCGUCCAUUACCUUUGUGUAAGGGUCAUAAAGAACCAUGUGUGGAGAGGACGGUGAAGAAAAAAGGACCAAACUUCAAUCGAAAAUUCCAUGCUUGUGCCAGAGGUGAAGGAAGCAAAACAGAUCCGAGAGCUCGUUGUGACCAUUUUGAGUGGGCAGCUAAAAAGUAGUAGGUGAGUGGAUGUUUUGAUGCUCAUUUCUAAAGGAAACAAAAUUCCAGUUUACUAUUAUCAUCAACACAUUUUGCUGUGCGUGAAGGGACAAAAGGGUGAAGCAACAAGAUAAUACAGUAGUUAGGUUUUUGAUACUAUGUAUAUUGUCAUUGAAUUGUCUUUGACAUACUUGUGUUCCAUUACUCUUUGAAUCAAAAUAAUAUACAUUGCAAUGUUAAAAUUGCCUUAGACUCUCUAUGGUACAGCAAAUUAUGUACAAGACGUAUUGCCUACAUUAAUUAAAAUUAGCUAUUGUCUUUUCACAGAUACUUACACGAUCACUUGAGAAAAAUUCUUGAUACACUGCUACACUAAUGUUUAUUGAUAUAUCUUUUUUGAACAUUUUAUUUUUUGAUUGCAGUUUCUUUAUAUGUAUACGGAGAGAAAGUUUAGAAAAAUGGCAAGUUUUUUUACUCUUUUUACCACCAUGAUAUUGUUGUACUUUAAUAUGGGGCUGUGCAGUUAGCAUCUGUGGGGAAAUUUUAUUGCCCCUCAUUGUUAUGAUUGUGAUAAAUGAUGAAUGUAUAGUUUCUCUAAAAAAUAAUAAUCCAAGACUAAAAUUGACAGAAUUUUGUCACCUCAUUUGAACUGUAUGACAUUUUGCAAUGAGAAAUGUAAUAACAACUAGACAGUCCCAUUCAGCUUUAUUUGUCUAUUGCAUUUUUAUGAAAUGUUGCUAGUUAGGAACGUGGCAAUGUUUUGUUCUUGCCUCUUGAUCAAAACAAGGCUGAUGCAAUUUGAAUGGCCCAGUCUGAAGCUUAUGUUGCAUUGUUUUCCUGUAUUUAAAGAAAAAGAAAACUUUUAAUGUGAUAUGGUAUGUUUUAUAAGACAGCAAAUACUUUUGUUGUAUUUCUGAACUUCUUUUCAAACUACUACUUUAGUGUUCCUACUCUCUAAUACUGCUGUACUGCAAGCAAUCAUUUUUAAGGAAUUGUAUGACAUUUGAAACAUUUUUAUAAAACUAUUCGAAGAUUUUACAUUUAAUAAGCAUCACAGGCAGGAAAUCAGAUAAAGUUUAUCAGUGAAAAUCAACUAUUUUCAGGACUUGUUCACUUUUUAUCUUUUUGAUUUAAAAGAUGAAGUGCAAUACUAUGACCAAUAAGUUCCAACUAUGUUGGCAAACUGAAGCUGAUUUAAAAGCACUUGAGUAAAUAUUUUCAUUCGACCCCUUU
Molecule: messenger RNA, 3004 nt
Organism: Frankliniella occidentalis (western flower thrips)
Lineage: Eukaryota; Metazoa; Arthropoda; Insecta; Thysanoptera; Thripidae
Product: DNA-(apurinic or apyrimidinic site) endonuclease 2-like
Exons: 5
Coding region: 204-1790 (528 amino acids)
Biological process (GO): base-excision repair
Cellular component (GO): nucleus
Molecular function (GO): zinc ion binding; endonuclease activity; DNA binding
Source: RefSeq, a predicted model, not a curated record